GCUGUCCAACAACGUGCUGAUGCUGGAGAAGUUUGCCACUCGGAUCCUGGCAGUCAGUGAACAAGAUUUCAACAGUCGCCUGACGGAGCUGGAGGAGUGGGUGGCACCUUUGAAGAAAGUGCCGUGUGUGUCACGUGACAAGAUGUCUGACCUGAUAGGUCAGCUGAAGAUGUAUGCGGAGGAUGUACACAAGCUCCCCCCUGGCCUCAUCACCACUGUCCGUAUCCUCCAUUACCUGUCUGUCCCUCCAGAGAAGCUCUAUACACAAGAUUCUCAGAGUGAGUUGAAGUACAUGCACGCCCUGGUGGAGCUGUACAGCGAGGAGUGUUUCCCCAUCUUCCUCAGCUUUCUCCAGAAGCUGAGUGAGAGCCUGCUGCGACGCUGGCAGAAAGGUAUCCGACUGAGCAAUGAUCAGAUGUCUCGUUACCUCGCCAUCACCCAGCCGUCACUGUCCAUAGUGAAGAGGUCCAUUGCCUUCGUCAUAGAGGGCCGGGAAACAGAGUUCAAGGACUUGACAGCUCUCCCAGCCCUGUUUGAGCUCCAUACAGUGUUGUGUUCAGUACCAAUCAGUGUUAUGCACAGUCAAGGAAUUGCAAAGAUCCAGAAGGAUAUAGUGGAUGCAAUCCUGGCCUAUACCCAGCCAGCCCUCAACCAGGCAGCUGCCACAGAAGAAGGACUAGCACAGAGUUUGUGGACUAUGAUGCUGACAGACCUUUUGAAGUAUGCAAAGAAACUUCCCUACACAUAUCUCAGUGGGCUCAUCAUGAUGUCAGAGUUACUUCCCCUGCCACUGCCUCUUCAGACAAAAGAGCCAUUGGAUAGCACAGAAAAAAGUGAGGUUGUGAUGACACGCAAGUUGUGGAGUGCCCACCUCCAUCCCCUAUCCUCUCUCAUCAAUGACCUCAUCAAGGAGUGUUCAGGGUCCAGCUGCCAGCCUCUCCAGCAGAUGUUGUGUCGUGUGUGUUGGCAGCUGGCCGACCUGGCCUCACCCUCCGCCACCAUGAUCACCAGGUGUCUGCUGGACAUCAUCAUUGAGAACAGCAGGAUUCUCUGGUAG
Molecule: messenger RNA, 1057 nt
Organism: Haliotis rubra (blacklip abalone)
Lineage: Eukaryota; Metazoa; Mollusca; Gastropoda; Lepetellida; Haliotidae
Product: protein virilizer homolog
Exons: 11
Coding region: 20-1057 (345 amino acids)
Cellular component (GO): RNA N6-methyladenosine methyltransferase complex
Molecular function (GO): RNA binding
Source: RefSeq, a predicted model, not a curated record